Messenger RNA from Oppiella nova, 399 nucleotides. The record is from the annotation of a GenBank genome assembly. NCBI's taxonomy places the organism in Eukaryota, Metazoa, Arthropoda, Arachnida, Sarcoptiformes, Oppiidae.
UAUCCACCGGUUUUACGACUCGAAAGGAAAGCCCAAAAGGACUACAAGUUAGGCAACACUGGUAUCACACUAUAUGCCGGACAAGACAUUGAGAUACCGGUGUAUGGUAUCCAUCACUCGGAGGAGUUCUAUCCCAAUGCCAAUAAGUUUGACCCUGAUAGGUUUAUGCCAGACAAUAGGCAUAACUUAAUCCCCUACACAUACCUACCCUUUGGUACCGGUCCUCGAAAUUGCAUUGGAAUGCGAUUCGCGUUAAUGGAAGCGAAGUUAGGUUUGGCUCACAUUGUCAGGAGGUAUCGGUUUGUGAGGUCUAAACAGACAGCCGUUCCCCUGGAGUUCCGUACGAUUACCCCUUUAUGUGCCGCUAAGAUGGUUGUGGUCGGCCUUCACAAGAGAUAA